UUUAAGCUAAACAUAAAUUUUUAGUAAUCAAAUUCAAAAGCUCGAAUCUCUGGUCUUCUCUUCUGUUCUGUGCACUUUCGGACUCGCACCCGAUUGCGAGCUUUGGGUCCGAACUGUUGUUUUCUGAAACAACACCAAGUACUACUGCCACACGAUGGAUGAUUAUCAAGAAAUGGAGAAGUUCGGUAUGGAGAACGAUUACGAGGACGGACAAUGGAUCAAUGGCGAGUUCUACUACCGGAAGCGCAAGGAUAAGCGUUCUCAAACCAAGGAUGAUGUUCUCUAUGGCGUUUUUGCGGACUCGGCCUCCGAUUCCGAUGACUACUCGUCCUCCAAAAAGCGUCGCAAAAAUCGCGAUCUUCACAAGAAACCCGACCUCACAAAGCCUGUCAGUUUCAUCUCCACCGGUACCGUCAUGCCCACCCAAGAGAUUGAAGAAAAUUCGAAGGAAGAUAUCGCCGACGAUAGGCCCGGUCUUGGCCUCGGGUUCAACUCCGGGUCGGGUCUAGGGUUUGGUUCGGGGACUAAUGGAGUUAGCCGGAACGAAGAGGAGGAGGCGGAGGUGGAGGAGGAGGAGUUUUUGCCGACGGCGUUUGGGAAGAGGAUUAAGGAAGGGGCGAUGAGGAGAGAGAAGGAGAGGGCUGAGAAGGUGAAAUUGGAUAAGGGGAAGAGAGCGAAAGAUGAAGGUUUUGUGAGUGGUACUGGUAAUUCUGUUGGUGGGUUUGAGAAGCACACGAAAGGGAUUGGUAUGAAAUUGUUGGAGAAAAUGGGGUACAAAGGUGGUGGGCUUGGGAAGAAUGCGCAAGGGAUUGUGGCCCCCAUUGAGGCGAAAUUGCGGCCGAAGAAAAUGGGCAUGGGGUUUAAUGAUUACAAGGAGGCGGAGAAGUUUGCGGCUCCGGUGGGAAUGAAGGAGUUGGAGGUGGAUAAGAAGAAGGGUUUGUUGGGGAGUGAGAGUGCGGGGAAAGGGAAAGGGAAGCGGUGGUUGAAGCAGGCUAGGAAGAGGAAGGAGGAGGAUGAGGAGUUUCUUACUGCGGAUGAGUUGUUGGCGAGAAAGGCGGAGCAAGGGGAGAAGGUUGAGGUUGUUCAGAAAGUGUAUGAUAUGAGGGGACCGCAGGUCCGGGUGUUGACGAAUUUGGAGAAUUUGAAUGCUGAGGAGAAGGCGAGGGAGGAUGAUGUUCCAAUGCCGGAGCUUCAGUACAAUGUGAAGCUUAUUGUGGACUUGGCAGAGCUUGAAAUAGAGAAGAUUGAUAGGGAUUUGAGGAAUGAGGAGGCCACGGCAGAGCGAUUGAAGGCGGAUAAGGAGAGGUUGUUAGUUGAGGCUGAGAGGCAGAAGAAGCAGUUGUAUAGUAUGGGAGAGAUAAUGAGUGUGUUGGAUCAAUUGGGGGAAGAGGAUUCGGCGGGGAAGUUGACAUUGGAUUCACUUGCGGAGCGUUUCAGUGCGUUGAGGAGUAAAUUUGCUGAGGAUUACAAGUUGUGUAACUUGUCCUGCAUUGCCUGCUCGUAUGCUCUGCCUUUGUUUAUUAGAGUGUUUCAGGGAUGGGAUCCUCUUCAGAAUCCCUUUCACGGGUUAGAGGCUGUAUCUUUGUGGAAGAGUGUACUUGAGGGUGAAGAAUGUCAUGAUAUCUGGGAUACUGCUUCGCCUUAUUCCCAAUUGAUAUCCGAGGUUGUGUUACCGGCCGUUAGAAUUUCUGGUGUCAACACUUGGCAGGCUAGGGACCCGGAACCAAUGCUUCGGUUUAUGGAUUCUUGGGAAAAGUUGUUACCUCCAUCAGUUCUCCAUUUUAUUUUGGAUAACAUUGUAAUGCCUAAAUUGACUGCUGCAGUGGGCUCUUGGGAACCAUUACGGGAAACUGUUCCAAUCCAUGUUUGGGUGCAUCCAUGGUUACCGUAUUUGGGACACAAAUUGGAGGGUAUUUAUCAAACGAUACGUGUUAAGUUGAGUCAAAUUCUUGGUGCUUGGCAUCCAAGUGAUGUGUCUGCAUAUACCAUAUUGUCACCUUGGAAGACCGUGUUUGAUUCAGCGAGUUGGGAACAGCUUAUGCGUAGAUUUAUAGUUCCUAAGUUGCAGCUUGUUCUGCAAGAGUUUCAAGUAAACCCCGCAAAUCAGAAGCUUGAUGAGUUUUAUUGGGUUAUGAAGUGGGCUUCUGAUGUACCAAUUCAUCUUAUGGUUGAUAUGAUGGAGAGGUUCUUCUUUUCCAAGUGGCUACAGGUCUUGUAUCAUUGGUUACAAGCAAGCCCAAACUUUGAGGAGAUAACAAAAUGGUAUUUGGGUUGGAAAGAACUUCUUCCGAAGGAACUUCUUGCAAAUGAAAGUAUCCGGUAUCAGCUUAAUCGUGGUCUUGAGAUGAUGAACCAGACUGUUGAAGGUUUGGAGGUGGUCCAACCUGGUUUGAAAGAGAACAUUAGCUAUUUUAGGGUACUUGAGCAAAGACAGUUUGAGGCUCAGCAGAAAGCAGCAGCACAACAAGCUGCUGCGAGUUUCAGUGGUGCAACCUAUGUGGAUGAUACGAGUGGUGCUGAGAUGAGCUUGAAAGAAGUUAUUGAAGCCCAUGCCCAACAACAUGGCUUACUAUUUAAGCCCAAGGUGGGAAGGAUGCACAAUGGGCACCAGAUAUAUGGAUUUGGGAACGUCAGCAUUAUUGUUGAUCACUUAAAUCAAAAGUUGUAUGCUCAAACUGAGGAAGGGUGGUCCCUUGUAUCCUUUCAAGACUUACUGGAUAAGCAGCAUGGUUCUCUUUCAAAGAGACGAUGAACUCUGUGUUGAGAUGGAGCAGUGUUUCUGGUUUUAAGAGUGUAUUCAUUAGGCAUAGAUUCAGAUUCUGAAGUCACAGGUUAGCUUGUCCUAAUUGUUCCAGCCUGUCAUGACUGGAAUUUUUGUUGUAAGAAUUGAUAUCGAAAUUUAAUUUUCCUUGACAUUAA
This is a messenger RNA of Quercus robur (English oak), 2919 nucleotides long. RefSeq names its product septin and tuftelin-interacting protein 1 homolog 1. Gene Ontology annotation, cellular component: U2-type post-mRNA release spliceosomal complex. The coding region runs from base 155 to 2752 and encodes 865 amino acids. The record is from RefSeq and is a predicted model, not a curated record. The transcript has 2 exons. Gene Ontology annotation, molecular function: nucleic acid binding. Gene Ontology annotation, biological process: spliceosomal complex disassembly. Lineage: Eukaryota; Viridiplantae; Streptophyta; Magnoliopsida; Fagales; Fagaceae.